Messenger RNA from Herpailurus yagouaroundi (jaguarundi), 3652 nucleotides. It is a transcript of the gene CCDC122, whose product is annotated as coiled-coil domain containing 122. The transcript is spliced from 6 exons. Bases 2479 to 3306 code for a protein of 275 amino acids. The record is from RefSeq and is a predicted model, not a curated record. Lineage: Eukaryota; Metazoa; Chordata; Mammalia; Carnivora; Felidae.
CUGAGAUGAAGUUGGAUACUUAACCCACUGAACCACCCAGGCACCCCAAAGCUAUUUUUGGUUUGCUUUUUGUUUUUGUUUUAUGUGUUUUGGUCAGUUUAACCCGAGAGUCGUGAUAGAAAUAUAACAUAAAUAUCUUAAACAUUUUGUUUUAACCUAAAACAACUAUAUGCUCUGUUGCCAAUCUGAGAAAGCCAUGGCGUUUUCUUUGCACAAGUUCUGCUGAUUAGAGUUUUGUGUUGCAUUUCUUGCAUAAACUACACCUCUAAACCAUCAGCAAAGAUUUCCUAAGAUUUUAUUCCUUUAAGAGGAAAAUAAAGGCACUUGCAGAGCUAUCUGAGUGCAGAUUUCUCCUUUAUAAUCUUUUAUUGUGAUCUCACACAUUCAAACAGCUCACAGUUUGGGGGUCUUUCCAGAAUAUUAAACAUUAGAUUUUAAAGAAACAAUGAAAUUUAUUUCCACACUAUUUCAUCGCUUUACAUAUUACUAAAUUAUGAAAGCAGAAUAACAAGUACAACUGGCAUAAACAGGUUUGGGAACAAACACAGGUAACUCACUGUCAGAUUGUACUGAUAGGAGCAGAAGUAGACAGAUUCACAGGAGAGUAGUUUCCUAAUCAGCAUGAUGUGGGAAUUAGCAGUUUAUGAUUUAUAAAGGAAAUAGAAUGAGUUAAUUGGUUAGAGUUUUUAGUGUAAGUAGACUAAGAGAGCAACUACUAUACCUCUACAUUUUAAUUAUUUUACUGUGUGUCUAUCGCCUUCAUAGAGACGUAGAGCAUUCUGAGGGCAGAGAUAGUGCCUGGCUAUUAAAGGAAACUUUGGGGGAAUCCCUAAAAGUUCUUCUAUCACUGUAUAGAUCUUUAAUCUUCUUAUGAAAACAAAUGAAAUUCUGAAAAACGAACAGUUGUUUUUAAGACAUUUACAUUAAUUCAUGGGUCCCUCAAGAAAAGUAAAUGUAAUAUUGCACAUUUCCUUGUUAAAAGCUUAUAUUAAUUUCCUAAGGCUGCCAUAACAAAUUACCACAAACUGGAUAGCUAAAAGCGACAAAAAUGUAUUCUCUCGUAGUUAUGGAAGCAGAAGUCCCAAAUCUAGGUGUUCUCAUGACCAUGUUUCUUUCAAAGUGUCUCAUUUUCCUUGCCUCUUCAGCUUCUGGUAGCUCCAGGUGUUUCGUUCCUUGGCUUGGGGCUCCAUGUCUUGAGCCUCCUAUGGUCUUCUUAAUGUGCAUCUGAAUCUCAAAUCUCCCUCUACCUUUCUGCUGUAAGAACACUUGUGUGCAAAUAAUGGCCAACCAUAUGAGAACAGGCAAAGAUUAUUUGUUCAGAGUUUGCUAUGGCAAGGAAGUCGGCCACCAUCACUUGUGGGUUGGCAAAGUAGGAAAGCUUUAUAGUGGAAAAAAAGGAAAUCUUCAAGUAUACCCUGAUUAGAGGCAAUUGGCGUGGGGAAGCUGUAAGUGGGCUAACUAGAAGCAAGGCAUCCUAUGCGAUUGGCUAAGUGUGCAUAUUUGGCUUUCUCUGAUUGAUCCCAAGAUAGAAGUGGUGACAAAAAUUAGGGAAGCUGUCAGUUAUUCAGCAAACCAGCAAACACUGGUCUUUUGGGGCCAGUUGUUACAGAAGUUUUUGUUUGGCUUCUAGAAUUGUUAUUAGAGAUAGUGGUCUGGCUUCCUACAAGCCUGGCUUAUAGACAGCAGGAUGGUUUCCUGGUCUGGUUACUGUAGGAAACAGGUUGGUUUCCUGAGUUGGUUGCUGCCAAUUGUAGGUCAGAAUUCUGUAUUUAUAUAUGGUCUGCCCACUGUUUGCAUAGCCCAUCUCUCACCUGUCAUUGGAUUUAGGGCUAAUCCUAAAUCCAGGAUGAUCUCAUUUCAAGAUCCUUAACUACAACUGCAAACACCAUUUUUCCAAAUUAGCACAUUCACAGAUUCUGGAGUUUGGAACAUGGACAUAUAGGUGUGGGGGCACCAUUCAACCUACAAGCUCCUCUUGGUUAGAAAUCAUGCUUACUUGUACACAGAGUAAAAAAACAAAAGAACAAAAAAACCUUGCUUCUUACUGUCCUGAAUGAAACACGUAGGUAGGCUGUGACUGGAUUUCAUCAUACACCUAUCAUUUCUAUUUGAAACAGUUGCCUAGCUAUCCCUUAAAGCUUGGAUUCAAGCUGCGGAUCAAUCUUUGUAUGUUUACACUUUAAAACAAGACAUCUUGGUAGUCCAUUACUAGCGGAACAUUCAGAGAAAUCUCACCUUUUGUAGAAAGUUAGAAGCAGGGUGGUUAAUGUAUUAAUGUUGCCUGUAUUGUCUUUGAUAGGAAGUUAAGGAACACUGCAAAUCCUGGGUUUUUUUCUUUCUGUUUUCAGCAUCCUGAAACCUUAAUCACAUUGCCUAGUCAAAGAAGAGAGUAAUGACUACUCUUAGCAGAUCCCAACACACUAGUAUAUAAUAGGCACAAAAAAAGGUGAAUCAAAAAGGGGGAAGAGACACAGAAGAAUGUCAGGCAACAAAGAAAUGAAGAGUCAAGGAAUUCCUGAAGAAGCUCUGGCUAACCGAGGCACGUCUUCAUUAACUGCUGCUGUAGAGCAAGUUGCAAAGCAACAACAAUCACAAACAUCAGAGAUAGAAAAAAAUAAAAAAGUUCUAUUCCAUUUGCAGGAUGAACUCCAUGAGCUUGAAAAACAAAUAGCAUCUGUCUCUGCAGAAACUAAAGAAACAGAAAGGAAAAUUUAUCAGCAAGAUGCUGCCAUCGAGAAUACCAAACUACAGUGUGGGAACCUGGAAACUCAAAUCAAAUCCUUACAUACAGAAAAUGUAAAGCUUAAAUUUGACAUAGAAGGAGCUCAAGAAGACUUUGAGGAACACAUGAUAAGAUAUAAUGAAUAUUAUGCAAAAAUAAAAGAGCAUAAAGAUAGUUUGUGGGAGGCUGGAAGCAAAAGGUCAUUCAUGACUACACUCCAUGAAAAACGAGAUCUUGUUAGAAAACUAAAAACAAUGAAAGAGGAACUUAUGCAAAAUCUCAAAAAUCCAGAAGGAAACCACAUAAAACAAGCACAGGAAGACAUUAUAAAGCUGAAGGCUAAAAUUAUAGCUGUAAAAGAAUCUAUCAUUGAAAAAACUUUCUUUCUUGAGGAAGAAGAAAAGACACAUGAAAAAUUAAGAAAAGAAAUAGAGGUACAACAUAAGAGAUAUAAUGCAAUUCUUAAGCGUUUGCAUUGUCAAGUGAACAAGCUUCAGUCAAAUAGAAGACAAUGGCAAUCUAACAUUCAACAACUGGAAAAAACUGCAGCUGAACUGAGAAAACGCAUUGGAAUGAAAUACUAACGUGGCUAAAGGGCAAUGUAGAGCAUAGACUAUGCCAACAAAACAGAAAAUUCUUUGGAUUCUUAACAACCAGCAUCUACUACCAGAGGUCUGUCUUAAUAACAGAUGUAUUUUCUCUCUCUCUUUUUUUUUUUUUGAAUCAGUUACCUGUUUACCUUCCAAGCCUACAAUUGACAACAGUAGAGAGACAAUAGGAAUGCUUAUGUAAGAAUAGUGCAAGAUUCUAUAUAAACAUUUUGAGUGUAUAAGAUAAACUGUACUCAUGAUUCUUAUUUUAUAAAUGUGUUGUUUGCACUAUCAUAUGAGGUAAAAAUUUAGAAGGAAACACUUGAAGUUAUAAUGAUUU